AUGUUCAGAAUAGACUGGAAAAAAGAAUCGACAACACCAAAGCAAUUUGUUAAAGUUGAUGACGAUUUAUUAAGUAGUCAACCGUAUAUACACAUAUCUAGUGUAAAUGGUGAAAAAUAUCUAUGUACAUUACCAACAAUUUUUACAAAGACUAAGAAAGAUGAUAAAACUUAUACGGGAUUAUCACCAGCUCAACUUAUACAGUCGCUUUAUGAUAAUCGAAUAUGCUCAUAUUGGUUAGAUUUAUAUUGGACGUACGAAUUGUGUCAUGGCCGUUACAUUAUGCAGUUCCAUGAAGAUAGGGAAGCACGUAAUGCAAGAACUGAAUAUUAUUUAGGAAAUUAUGGCCGUGAGCAGUCCAAGUUGGAUGAGAAAAGUUUUGACGAAUUCAAUCCGCCGAGACACAAAAUUAACUACGAAGAUCAUUCAUAUUAUCCUGUUACUUACAGGCAAGGAACUGUUUGUGAUUUAACUGGCAAACCAAGAACAACGACUGUCAUGUACAUGUGCAAAUUGGAUGCUAAGGAUCAAAUAUAUUCAUUUUCUGAAACAGCAUCUUGUACAUAUGAAAUGGUUGUACACACCAAGCAUCUAUGUUCUCACCCUUCCUUUCAACCGUUGCCUACGGACGAUCACGAGAUAGUUUGCUAUUCGAAAGAUCCUUUUCAAGAAAAUGCUAAACCGAAGCAGCUCCUUAUAUCUGAAAAAGAAGAUCAGACUGCCCUAGAAAAGGAAUACAGAUCAUCUUUGCAAUUAAAAGUUCCUGCAUCGAAUAUCUAUUUUAAAAAAAGUCGGCAUAUUGAUGACAUUGACGACGAAAACGAUGAACGUGGUAGUAAUUUGGAUACUUCAGUCACAGCACACAAGCAGAAAUUUUCAAGUUUGGAGGAUGAACAAAAUGGCUAUUCGAUAGCUUCUUCAAGUAAAGUCGACCCAGACCAGUUAUUGGAGGAAACUAGAUAUUUGUUAAGUGGGAAGCAGUGUUUGUAUAGUAGAGGAACUGGAUGGUGGAAAUACGAAUUUUGCUUUGGAAAAAGCAUAAUUCAAUUCCAUGAUAAUCCAGGAGGUAAACGAUCUGAAAUCCUAUUGGGUCUUUUCAAUUUGGAUAUACAUAAACAUUGGAUUGAUGACAAUCCGCAGAAAAAACCAUUGAGGAUUGAUGGUCGGGUAACUCAGGUUUCAUAUAUGUAUGCUGGUGGUGCAGCUUGUAAAGAAGCUAAUAUCCACAGGAGUGUUGAAGUACGUGUUCGAUGUCGAACUUCAAGUGGUAGUCAAACAGCAGUAACGAUUUAUUUAUUGGAGCCUUAUAAGUGCCAGUACAUUUUAGGGGUUGAAUCAGCUCGUUUUUGUGAUUUAUUGCAAACUGUCGAUCAGUAUGGGUUGAUCCAGUUACCAGAAACCUCCGAUAAUAAUGCAGUGUAA
Molecule: messenger RNA, 1422 nt
Organism: Thelazia callipaeda (thelaziosis nematode)
Lineage: Eukaryota; Metazoa; Nematoda; Chromadorea; Rhabditida; Thelaziidae
Source: the annotation of a GenBank genome assembly